AUGACUCCACACCAGAUCACACAUUCAUCUGACUGGUUAGGAACUCGGUUUCCUGAAAUGUCCGAAAUGGAUGAGGCACUACGCUGCGAUAUUUGUAAGGAACUAAUGACAGCUCCUGUAAUGACUGGUUGUUCACAUACAUUUUGUUCUCUUUGCAUUCGACGAGUACUUGUUGCUGAACAAAAAUGUCCGACUUGUCGACAUUCAGCAUCUGAGUCGCAGUUAAGACGGAAUGGGUCGGUUGAGAUGUGUUUGGAGGUAUUUUCCAAAGUGCGGAGCCGGUUGCUGGAUCUAACACGAGGGAGUGGUAAAAGUGAAGAGAAAUCAAAUAAAGCAAGGCCAGUAGAAGAACCAAAACUAGUUGAAGGAGCAAAAUAUGGAGAAGAAGCAAAUAAUAAUAAUAAUAAUAAUAAAGAAAUUCAGAGAGAUCAGGAACCAAAACCAGUACAUAAACAAAUACCCUCACAGAUUCCCGAAAGGCAUGCGCCAUGUCCAGUAUGCAACAAGGUUUUGCCAAUCAAAGAAAUUCAGAGCACUCACAUUACUGAAUGUCUUUCCGGAAUGUCUACUCCACUUGGAGUUACUACACGAACGCAGGCCGUUUCUUUACCACGAACAAGAUCGAGUGUUGUUUCCAACAGUAGCAAUCAAGCAAUGACUUUAACUACAGUUAGUAGUAGUAAUAGUAGCAUCAGCAUCAGCAACAGUAGCAGCAUCAGCAACAGUAGCAGCAGCAUUAGUAGCAGUACCAACAAUAACAAUUCGACCACAACUCCGUUUACAUUUAGAACUAGACGACAAGCUCGGUUGGCACAAACAGAGGACAUGCGGGUGAAACUUCCACGGACCAACGAUUGGAACUCGUCAGUGUCAAAGCUGCGGGCACGGCUGACACGACUUGGGAUUCCUUCGCAUGGAUCGGGGCGCCAAGAUUUGUUGCGACGUGAAACAGAGUGGAUUACUUUGUGGAACGCCAAUGCGGACCGAAAAGAACCGCUGCCACGGUCCAAGUUACUUGUACAACUUUCAGAAUGGGAAGAAGCUGAGCGAUUAAGUAAAUCACAGCGCAGUUUACUUGUGCAACAACUGCCGCCACCACCGUCGUCGUUGUCGUCGUCGUCGUUGUCGUCAUCGUCUUUAUCAUCAUCUUUGGAAACUGCAAUGGCUAAUAAUAAUAGUGCAGGGUCAUCUCCGAGCAAAAAAAAUAAUAACAAGAAUACAAUUGUGGGGGGACAAGGCACUCAACCGUUAAUACCAUUUAUUCCUACGGACCUCAAGAGUCUGAACCGGGACUUAUACUCACGGUCACAUGAUGCUGCGUUCCGUGAGCUGACUGCACAAGCGCGUGCCACUCUUAAACGGAAGGCAUCAGAAGCAGCAAGUGAAUCUGGGGUUGUUGUUGUUGCCACUGGGAAAGAGAAUGAAAAUACUGGAGGUAGUAACAAGAAACAAAAGAAAGAGGAAGAGACUCAAGCUGGGUCAACAGUUGAGCAGGCAGCAUAA
Magnusiomyces paraingens is the source of this 1503-nucleotide messenger RNA. RefSeq lists its product as uncharacterized. Gene Ontology annotation, biological process: DNA damage tolerance; protein monoubiquitination. The record is from RefSeq and is a predicted model, not a curated record. Gene Ontology annotation, molecular function: ubiquitin protein ligase activity; single-stranded DNA binding. Bases 1 to 1503 code for a protein of 500 amino acids. The transcript has a single exon. Gene Ontology annotation, cellular component: nucleus; Rad6-Rad18 complex. NCBI's taxonomy places the organism in Eukaryota, Fungi, Ascomycota, Dipodascomycetes, Dipodascales, Dipodascaceae.